CCUGUGGGAUGGAAGGGCGGAGGGCGGGUGUAUGCCGUGCUUCGGCGUAUGGGAACUACAAUUCCCAGAAGACUGUGCGGCGAGAGCCUCGGGCGGCCUGCUGAGGGGGCUCUUCUAGCUUCACCGCCGUGGGGUCUGACCUGGCUCGGGUAGUGUCCCGGCCUCGCGGGAGGGGCAGCCCGGUCCGGGUCGCACCUCCUGGAGCCAUCCCCGGGACGUCAGUCCUGGAGGAGGCGAGGGUUGCUCCAGUUGCUAAGAAGACUAUGAACAAGUCAGAGAACCUGCUCUUUGCUGGUUCUUCAUUAGCAUCACAGAUCCAUGCUGCUGCCAUUAAUGGAGAUAAGGGUGCUCUUCAGAGGCUCAUUGUAGGAAAUUCUGCUCUUAAAGACAAAGAAGAUCAAUUUGGGAGAACACCACUUAUGUAUUGCGUGUUGGCUGACAGAUUGGAUUGUGCAGAUGCUCUCCUGAAGGCAGGAGCAGAUGUGAAUAAAACCGAUCAUAGCCAGAGAACAGCCCUCCAUCUUGCAGCUCAGAAGGGAAAUUAUCGUUUCAUGAAACUCUUACUUACACGCAGAGCAAACUGGAUGCAAAAGGAUCUAGAAGAGAUGACUCCUUUGCACCUGACCACUAGGCACAAGAGCCCUAAGUGUUUGGCACUUCUGCUGAAGUUUAUGGCACCUGGAGAAGUGGAUACACAGGAUAAAAACAAGCAAACAGCUCUUCAUUGGAGUGCCUACUACAAUAACCCUGAGCACGUGAAGCUGCUCAUCAAGCAUGAUUCUAACAUUGGGAUUCCUGAUGUUGAAGGCAAGAUCCCACUUCACUGGGCAGCCAACCAUAAAGAUCCAAGUGCUGUUCAUACAGUCAGAUGCAUUCUGGAUGCUGCUCCAACAGAGUCUUUACUGAACUGGCAAGACUACGAGGGUCGAACUCCUCUUCACUUUGCAGUUGCUGAUGGGAAUGUGACUGUGGUUGAUGUCUUGACCUCGUAUGAAAGCUGCAAUAUAACAUCUUAUGAUAACUUAUUUCGAACCCCACUGCACUGGGCAGCUUUAUUAGGCCACGCACAGAUUGUCCAUCUCCUUUUAGAAAGAAAUAAGUCUGGAACUAUCCCAUCUGACAGCCAAGGAGCCACACCUUUGCACUAUGCAGCUCAGAGUAACUUUGCUGAUACAGUUAAAGUGUUCUUAAAACAUCCUUCAGUGAAAGAUGAUUUGGACUUGGAAGGAAGAACAUCCUUUAUGUGGGCAGCUGGCAAAGGCAGUGAUGACGUCCUUAAGACUAUGCUGAGCUUAAAAUCGGACAUUGAUAUUAACAUGGCUGACAAAUAUGGAGGGACAGCUUUGCAUGCUGCGGCCCUUUCUGGCCAUGUCAGCACUGUGAAGUUAUUACUGGAAAAUAACGCUCAAGUAGAUGCUACCGAUGUUAUGAAACAUACUCCACUUUUCCGAGCCUGUGAGAUGGGACACAAAGAUGUGAUUCAGACACUCAUUAAAGGUGGAGCAAGGGUAGAUCUAGUUGACCAAGAUGGACAUUCUCUUCUACAUUGGGCAGCACUGGGAGGAAAUGCUGAUGUUUGCCAGAUAUUAAUAGAAAAUAAGAUCAAUCCAAAUGUCCAGGAUUAUGCAGGAAGAACCCCUUUGCAGUGUGCUGCCUAUGGAGGCUAUAUCAACUGCAUGGCAGUUCUCAUGGAAAAUAAUGCAGACCCUAACAUUCAAGACAAAGAGGGAAGGACAGCUUUGCAUUGGUCCUGUAACAAUGGAUACCUUGAUGCCAUUAAAUUACUGCUAGACUUUGCUGCUUUCCCUAAUCAGAUGGAAAACAAUGAAGAGAGAUACACACCCCUUGAUUAUGCUUUGCUUGGUGAGCGUCAUGAAGUGAUCCAAUACAUGUUGGAGCACGGUGCCCUGUCCAUUGCAGCCAUACAAGACAUCGCCGCCUUCAAAAUCCAAGCCGUCUACAAAGGGUACAAGGUCAGAAAAGCCUUCCGAGACCGGAAAAAUCUCCUCAUGAAGCAUGAACAGUUGAGAAAAGAUGCUGCUGCCAAAAAGCGAGAGGAAGAAAACAAACGAAAAGAGGCAGAACAGCAAAAAGGAAGGCGGAGCCCAGAUUCCUGCAGACCCCAGGCCCUUCCCUGUCUGACGAGCACCCAGGAUGCGCCCAGCAGGCAGAGCCGGGCCCCCAGCAAGCGGUCUCCUGCUGGCAAUGUGAGCCAGGGGCCUGAGCCAAGAGAUAGCAGAGGGUCCCCAGGAGGGUCUCUGGGCAGAGCCCUUCAGAAGGAGCAACAUGUUUCCUCAGAUUUGCAGGGAAUAAACUCCAGAAGGCCAAACGAAACAGCCAGAGAACAUUCUAAAGGCCAAUCUGCCUGUGUCCACCUCAGACCCAGUGAAGGCAAUGAUGGAAACAGGCAUCCAGGAGUUCCCUCUGUUGAGAAGUCCAGAGGUGAGACAGCUGGCGAUCAGCGGUGUACAAAGGGGAAAGGCUUCUUGAAGCAGCCCUCCUGUAUCAGGGUGGCUGGGCCUGAUGAGAAAGAAGACUCCAGGCGGGCAGCUGCAAGCCUUCCACUACAUGGUGGCCACUGGAAGCCCAGCAGGCGGCAUGAGACAGAACCCAAGGCCAAAUGUGCCCCCCAGAAAAGGCGCACUCAGGAGCUCAAAGGAGGAAGGUGCUCCCCGGCUGGUUCUAGCCGGCCUGGCAGUGCCCGGGGGGAGGUGGUCCAUGCUGGGCAGAAUCCUCCCCACCAUCGUACACCAAGAAACAAAGUGACACAAGCCAAGCUCGCAGGAGGGCUCUAUUCAGAUCUGCCACAGAGCACAGAGGAGUUGAGGUCAGGAGCCCAGAGGCUGGGGACAUCCACCCUGUCUGAGGACUUUCAGGAAUCUAAGGAGACUGAUCCAGCACCUGGUCCCCUCUCUGGGCAGAGUGUGAAUAUUGACCUUCUCCCUGUAGAACUCCGACUGCAGAUAAUUCAGAGAGAACGGAGGAGGAAAGAACUGUUUCGCAAAAAGAACAAGGCAGCAGCAGUUAUCCAGCGCGCCUGGCGAAGCUACCAGCUCAGGAAGCACCUGUCCCACCUUCAGCAUAUGAAGCAGCUUGGAGCUGGAGAUAUGGACAGAUGGAGGCGAGAAUGCACAGCGUUACUCCUCCAGGUUUGGAGGAAGGAACUGGAAGUAAAACUCCCCAAAACCACUGCAGUAAGCAAGGCCCCCAAGAGUCCAUUAAAGGGCACCACAGGCACAAAGUCCACCAAGCACUCACUGCUUAAGCAAAUCUACGGUUGUUCUCAAGAAGGGAAAAUACAUCAUCCCACAAGAUCUAUAAAAGCCCCUUCUGUGCUGCGUCUCAACUCAGUGAGCAACCUACAGUGUAUACAUCUCCUUGAGAACAGUGGAAGAUCAAAGAACUUUUCCUAUAACCUGCAAUCAGCUACUCUGCCAAAAAACAAAACCAAACCUCGAGUACCUAUGGAGGAAGACUGUGUUCAGGGGAUCUGGCAUAGCUAGUGCAGCAUUCGAAUUUCCUGCUGAUAAUCUUGUACACCUUGGGAAAACUUUAAUAUUCAUACCUGAAGGCAUAUUCACCUAAAAAUGUAUUAACUGAAAGAAAACGCCAGAAUGUUUCCUUUCUGCUAACACAGCAUUGUUUUGUCAAUCAUCAUAGCCUGCCUGGAAAUGACCAACAUAGACUACGUCUGUGCAAAGUCCCAGGCUGUCUGCUUUCACCUCAGGCUAUAUGGUUGGAAAUGAGAAUUAUAAUUAACCGUAAAAUCUAAGGAAAACUCAGGCUGCCAGCUAGCUCAUACUGAUUUCUUGGCUCAAGAGAUGAACCUAAAUGAGAUAGGAAGCCUGUCCCAUAGCAGCCUUCAUCUCACUUUCCUAGAAUCUAAUGCAACAAACUUACACACACACACACAUCACAUCCCACUGUUACUUCAAAAUUAAUCAGGUUUAAAUUUUAGAUCAGAAUCAUGCCUACUGUUUUUGCAUUUAGAAAUUAUCCAAAAAACCAUAGAUAUAUUCUGGUGAUUCCUUACAUUUUACAGUUACUCCAUUAGUCUCCCAAGGCCACAAGUUGCCGCCAUGUCUUCUCUAAAUGGCUUUCUCACUGCUGAACACCAACAGCCCUAUUACAGUAUCAAGGAUUCUGUCAGGUAGGGUUUACAGACCACACUGUUCAUGCAGCAAGGUGCCAACUGAGGCUUCAAUGUUCUACUUGUAUUUUCUGACCAACUUGAAGUGAGCAAUCUUCUUAAAAUGCCAUUCCUGUUGGCAGAGAAGAAUGUAACGGCACACAUCCUAGUGUUCUAAGAACACCUGGUUUAAAUAAAAUCCAGCAAUCUUGGGCUCUUUCACAUUGUUUAAGGGUAAAGCUGCUGUGGGAAUAUAGACAGUAGGCAUAAACAGUGAUUGAUAUAUAAGACUCACAAAUAUUUUGGGAGUUGCUUUCAUUUUCUUAAGAUCAGUGCCACUCGUGUGCUAACGAUAAAAGACAGGAGGCAAUGAAAUGUUCGCUUACUACCUUGAUUUUUAGUUUGCUAAUUAUUAUAUUCAUCAUUUUCGUGGUAGUGAAAACACAAAGAAUGAGGUCUGCUUAGAUGGGAUUACAUUUUUUAGUAAAUAACAGAAGGUACCACAGUAUCACUCUCUAUAUUGUAAAUAUUCAGCUCCUAUGAAAUGCAAAAUGCACAACCGCCUAUGACCAUGUAUCAUGUACUUGUCUAGGAAGCCAGCCUGCACAUCAGUAGGAACUCCCAAGCAUUAUUUUCCUACAUCAGUGCAAAGUAAGGUUCGUAAACUUCUUUAAAAGUUCAGCUUUAAUGACAAAGAUCUAUUACAUUAGUCUUUCUUCAAAAUAAGAUAGAUGUGAAUAAACAACUUCAAACAGGAGGUACCAUGGACUCUUCAAUACACCGUACUCAGUGCACUGGGCCCCUGGGGAUGCCCAGUGAUAUACACGUUGAAGCAGUAAUGUAAGUCUGUGAGCCACUGUUCCUGAACACUUCCACUCUUCAAUGUCUGGAGAGAAAAACAAGAGUAAUUUGACAAUUGUACCCAAAUCACUAUGCUACCUGACAGCAUUUUUAACACCCAAACACGAUUUCCCAGAGCUUUGGCAACUGUAUCCCCGUCUAUAAAUUACCAUAGGAAGAAGUCUUCCAGGAAACAGGGAACUAUUAAUCAGGCAUUAUCACAGGCAGUGAAAAUUCCUAGUAAUAUCCGCAAAUGCUAACGGUUUCUUGUUACAUCUGUUCCCUCCUGCACAUGCUAGAGACUAAUGAAAUGUCACCACCAACCAUCCUUUCACCCUUGCCUCCCUCUUGGCAUUCUGGUGUCUCCUGAUCUUUACACCAACACCAAAUGAGAAUAAUUCUACAGGGCCAACCAACAAUUUCUGUGAAUCUCUUCUUUACAAAGAUGGGCUGAUUCUCCAAUCUGGAAAUAAUCGAAGCUCUUGAUUUUCUUCCCUUCACUCUUUCCGAAUUAUUCCACUGCCACUUCUAUUACCUCUACAAAGGCUACUGAGAAAAUUCUAAUGAGCACCUGUAUUAUAUGCAUGUAAAAGCAUUAUUACUUCAAAGUAUCACUACAAAUCUCAAGGGAUAAUCUGCAAAUCACACUAUAUAAAACACCUUUUUAACCCCCACAAACUAAAAUCACCAAAGGAAUCCUAAACAUAAACAGAGCUGCCCCUGCCAAACAGACACAGCUGAAGGCAGAGAGCCAUCCAUUAGACAAAGCUGAAGUGUGCAACUUCUGAUUUUCUUACUUUCCAGUGAACUAAGUGACUAGAAAUUGGCCUGAAGCUUAUUCCUGCUAAAUAAUUUCCUUAAUGACAAUAUUUAUUGAGCACUUAAUAUAUGUCAGGUGUACUAAAAACUUUACUUGGGUUAUCUCCUUUAAUGAUCACCGAAACACAAUAAAGUUGGCAUUAUUUCCAUUUUUACAGAUGGGAAAAUAAGCUUGGAUAGGUAAGAAAGAAAAACCUUGCCAAGAUGUCUCGUUCUUUAAUAGAUUCUGUAUCAGAGUCUAGGUAGGGAUGACUCUGAUGCCCUUUUGGCACCUUCAUUCAGUUUGAUUAUUUUAAGACUUUUAUUACCGAUUCUGGAAUCAUAGACACACUCCCCGUUAAGUCACCAUCAGGUGCAGAACAGCAGGAGAGACCCUGAGAAAUUACCACAUUGGGCUUAAUUCCUAGACUCAAUGUAUGGAAUCUCUUCCCUCCUUCAAAACACACCCCCCUCCCGAGGUGGGUGGAUCACGAGGUCAAGAGAUCAAGAACAUCUUGGUCAACAAGGUAAAACCCUGUCUCUACUAAAAAUACAAAAAAAAUUAGCUGGGCAUGGUGAUGCACGCCUGUAGUCCCAGCUACUCGGGAGGCUGAGGCAGGAGAAUUGCUUGAACCCAGAAGGCAGAGGUUGCGGUGAGCCGAGAUCGUGCCAUUGCACUCCAGUCUGGGUAACAACAGUGAAACUCCGUCUCAAAAAAAAAAAAAACCCACCCACACCCCCUCAUGCCCCUGUCAAAAAUUCACUUUUAUGCUAAUAAUACAAAGCCUCUGGUACCAUGCUUCUUACCGUGAUAUUCUUGAUGAUCUGCUGCACCAAGAUCGCGUUGGUCAACAUAUGAGUCCUGAGGGGUGCAUGCUGAAGCAGCAGUCGAAGCAGCUGGCCCACAACAGGCAGCUCCUCCGGCCCAACUCUGUUCACCCGCAGGCUCUGCAGCAUCAACCUGAGUACUCGAGGCAAGAGAGCAAGGAUGGAGACACAGACCCCCCAUAGCUUGUCCCUACAAUGAGAGAGACAGAAAUGAGUCAGUGAGCAAAUGCCCACAGGAAAAGCCCCCUUUCUAUAUUCCCCCAAACUGAAAUGUCCUUUAAGAAAUAUGUUUUCCAAUAACAUUUAAGCUGAGAGCCAAAUCAAGAAUGCGAUCCCACUUACAAUAGACACACACAAAUACACAAAAUACCCAGGAAUACAUCUACCCAAGGAGGUGAAAGAUCUCUACAAGGAAAGCUACAGAACACUGCUGAGAGAAAUCACAGAUGACACAAAUAGAUGGAAAAACAUAUGGAUUGGAAGUAUCAGUACUGUUAAAAUGGCCACAAUGCUCAAAGCAAUCUACAGAUUCAACUGUAUUCCUAUCAAACUACCAACGUCAUUCUUCACAGAAUUAGGAAAAAAUAUUGCGAAAUUCAUAUGGAAUCAAAAGAGUCAGAAUAGCCAAAGCAAUCCUAAGCAAAAACCACCUCACUUCAAACUACACUACAAGGCUACAGUAUCCAAAACAGCAUGGUACUGGUAGAAAAAGACAGACCAACAGAACAGAAAAGAGAACUCGGAAAUAAAGCCCCAUAUACCUACAACUAUCUCAUCUUCAACUAAGGUAACAAAAACAAGCAAAAAGACAAGGACUCCUUAUUCAAAAAAUGGUGCUGGGACAACUGGCUAUACUUUUGCCAAUAAUGAAACUGGGUCCCUAUCUUUCAUCAUAUACAAAAAAUACCUCAAAUUAUAAAAAUCCUAGAAGAAAACCUAGGAAGUAUCAUUCUGGAUACAGGCCUUAGCAAAGAAUUCAUGAUUAAGUCAUCAAAAGCAACUGCAAAAAAAAAAAGACAAGUGGGUCCUAAUUAAACUCAAGAACAAGAAAAACUAUACAAAUUUCACUAGACAUGGGUGUUUUUCACUAACAUUCAAGCUAAGAGCCAAAUCAAGAACAAUAAACAUCAUUCACUUGGCAUCUUUAUAAAGCAAGAGCAAAAUGUUUAUGGCAGAGACAGGUGAACUUGCAGCUAGCUUAACCAUAUUCUGGAAGUGUUAAUUAGAUGGUGCAAUAUUCAUUUGGAUCUAGAGUCUACUGACUAUGAUAGGCUCUGACCUUUUGCAGCUUCUUUACCAGAAUCAUGUAACCCUCCUAGUUCCCAAAUCUUACUAAGAGAACCUGACUACCUCCAUGUCUAGAAGGACCAGCCCUUUCACCAUGUAACCAAUUUCCCUGACGCCACAUACGAUAAUUACAUCUAUGGUGAAUAAUCAAUCCAUUCUACUAGGCCAAACAGAUACUCUUAUGCAGAGCCCGGAUCAGACAGUCAUGUACGAGGAGAAAAGAGAAAGCCAAACUGCAGGCAUAGCUAACGCAAAGGCACAGAGAUACAGACUACAGAAACUAGAAGAAAAAUAGAGUAAGCUGCUUUGUCUCUUGCUAAAUUUCUUUUUUUUUUUUUUUUUUUUGCCAAUCAGUUUGAGCUUAUGAGGUUAGCCUUGAACUGAUGACCUCGCCUUCGCGAGCACCAUGACCUCCGGCAGGAGACACUUUGGAACCCUCUUGCUAAAUUUCUAAUUCCUAGCCCUUGAGUUUUACAAAUUACUCCUGUAAUAACUAAAUAUUUUCAUUUUCUAUUUCUGUGAAUGUGAGUGGAUUUCAAAUAACCACAGACCUAUAAAAAAAGACAGCAAAGCUCAAGGCCAGAUGGGUGAAACCACUAUGUGACAGAAACUAUAACAAAAUUAAUAUAAAGAUACCCAACAGUCAUACAGAACUGCAUGUGGGAUUUUAGGGCUAGGAUUUUCAACAGUCAACAGUACUGGAAGCUGAGGCUUCAGAAGCCAGGUAUGAAAGGCAGGGAGUUUGAACUAUGAUCCUUGCACAGAAGGAGAAGCCAGAAAAAUGCAAAUAUAAAACUAUCCUACAGGAAGUCUCUAUAAGCCUCCACAGAACUCCCACAAAAGACACACUUAGGGAAAAGGUAGGCAAUCCAAAAUAUAUAAGUCUGUUCAACUUGCUCCCUAACAUAAGGGAGAAUUCCCACACCAGAGAAAAAAGGAGCUAAUGGAACAGGAAGUUUAAAGAAGCAUCAACAAACCAAGAACAAGCAAGAAUGACAAAAUAACAAAUAAAAAUCCAAAAGAAAAUAAAACAAUAGUUGAUGAAAUAAAAUCUCAGUAGGAGGAUUAAGUAAAAGAAUUAGCAAAUUGAAAGAUUUUUAUGAGAUAAAGAAGACAGAAUAAAAAGCUCCCUAUGUUUAAAAGGAGUUUUUAGAAGAUCUCAGUAGGAGGAUUAAGUAAAAGAAUUAGCAAAUUGAAAGAUUUUUAUGAGAUAAAGAAGAGAGAAUAAAAAGCUCCCUAUGUUUAAAAGGAGUUUUUAGAAGAGAAUAGAACAAUGGGAGAAGAUGGUUCGAAAUUAACAACUUUCCAGACCUGAAAAAAAAAAAAUUUACAUCUAUUACAGAAGCACAAAACCUACACUUGGAAGCAUCCUGAUCUGCAACAGACCAGAGAUAAAGAGGAAACAGUAAAAAUGUAGAUUACUACCUGUAAGAUCACUGCCUACAAACCAAGAGGGCUCAGACUAACAACAGAUUUUUCAUGAGUAACACUGAGGCAAGCAGACAACAGAACAGUAUCUUCAAGGCACAGCAGACAGUACUAAAUAACUCGACUUGGUCAGACCUAACUUUCUGGCCAGCAUUUGUGAAAUCAAAGGCUCCUCAAUAUAUUAUUUGACCAGCAUUCUCAUCAGUUUAUAAUCUUAUAAACACCUUUUCCACUGGGGGAAAAGGGAAUUUCAGGUACACCUAAGACUUCGGCUGCCAACUGUGCCUGAUACCCUAAAAUAUGUACAAGGUCCUAGUAACAUCAACCUUUCCAAUACCCAGUAUAGAACACCUCUAAAACUGGGCAUUUUAAUCAGGCAACAAGUAUUAUGCACACUUAAUUUUGUUCGGUGCAGCCACAUGACGUCAAAGGAUGUUUCUCUAUAAGAGACUAUAACAGAUCUUUGAAACUGCAUCAAGUUGUUUUAGGGGCUAUACUUCAAGUGACAGGAAAUGACAAAUAGCAAUAUACACAUUUCCUAAGUGGGGAGUUUAUAAAAUCUCUAGAAUCCUGAGAAGUUCCUUGCUACUUACAAAGACUUUUCUUGAUCUGUCAGACCUAAAGUUUGAUGAUGUAUAAGAAAAAUAUCAAAUUUAUGUUAUGUAUAAAUUUUAUAGCAUAUUUAAAGUGGAAUAUACAUUUUUUUCCAUAUACACCUCUUUUACCAGAAAAAAUUUGAAUGCUGACAAUAAAAUGGCUUAAGUUAUG
This is a messenger RNA of Callithrix jacchus (white-tufted-ear marmoset), 10078 nucleotides long. It is a transcript of the gene INVS, whose product is annotated as inversin. The record is from RefSeq and is a predicted model, not a curated record. Lineage: Eukaryota; Metazoa; Chordata; Mammalia; Primates; Cebidae. Gene Ontology annotation, molecular function: protein binding.